Messenger RNA from Lachancea sp. 'fantastica', 771 nucleotides. The record is from the annotation of a GenBank genome assembly. NCBI's taxonomy places the organism in Eukaryota, Fungi, Ascomycota, Saccharomycetes, Saccharomycetales, Saccharomycetaceae.
AUGUUGUUUCAAAUGCCGAGCCUAAGAAGAGGAAUCUUUACUGCUCCUAGACUGCUGAGAGAGUGGAGGCUUGUUGAAAGCAGGAGUGUUGCUAAACAGCCAGAGUUCAAAAUUGGUGACGCACGGCCUGUGUAUGUGCCCAAACAGCGCAAAGUGUUUCCAGAAUACAAGUUUGGCGAAUCGAAAAUUUUCAAGCAAAGUAACAAGGGUCUUUAUGGUGGAUCAUUUGUGCAAUACGGUAACAACAUUGCGGAAUCCAAGACCAAGACCCGUAGAAGAUGGUUGCCAAACGUGGUGAGAAAGGGAUUAUGGAGUGAAAGUUUGGACCGCAAAAUCAGCAUACGGAUGACUGCGAAAGUGCUUAGAACGAUAACCAAAGAGGGCGGUAUCGAUAACUAUCUAACUAAAGACAAAUCAGCGCGGAUCAAGGAAUUGGGUCCUACUGGAUGGAAACUCCGCUACCGUGUGCUGCAGAAGCAGGAAUUGCGCGAAAACCCGCCACACAAGGACGCUUACGAUGUGGAGGGCACCGAUGGUGUUAAACACCGGGUUUUCUUCGAGGCACCUGUGGCAGGCAAUACGAUCCGCGUUACGUGCGGCCGUCGUAAGCUAAUGCAACAUCUGUACCCAUUGGAAAAACUGGAGCACCGAGUCGACGGGUUAGACUUGAGUUACCGGCAAUUUCUGGACCAGCACAAGGACGCGAGUGCUGUGCAGGUGUUGGAAAUGCUGCAGCGUCGCGGAUUUGAUCUGAAGACUGUGAGUGUCUAA